This is a messenger RNA of Peniophora sp. CBMAI 1063, 1440 nucleotides long. NCBI's taxonomy places the organism in Eukaryota, Fungi, Basidiomycota, Agaricomycetes, Russulales, Peniophoraceae. The record is from the annotation of a GenBank genome assembly.
AUGCCUGACGCGACCGCGCCCCGCCCUUUACCGGGUUUCUUGCUACUGAGCGUGCUAGUCCCUGCGGCUGCUUGGUUCAUUAUCCGGCCUGUCAUCGCGCCAGUGCCCGCUCUGCCUGCUCUACAUGUCUCGCUUGGGAUGUCUAUACUUGCAUUCAUUGGCACAUUAUAUCUUGUCCCUGCAGUCGGACCGUCCAUGGUCAAGGCGAACCUGAAGGGACGCGACCUGCUCAAGACGUAUAGCACACCAAUACCCGAAAGUUUAGGAUUAGUCUGCGCAUGCGUCUACAUCCUCUCCUUAAUCACCUUCAUCCCCUUUGCCUUCUCCACCUUCAACGGCUUCCACCAAUACACCGUGCGCGAAGGCAUAAUCAUCAACGCGUUUCCGCAUUACCAGCUCUCCGUCUACCUCUCUUCUCUACUAUCGCUGCUUGUUGCAGCGAUGUUGGGCUUUCUGGACGAUGUGUUCGAUAUUCGAUGGAGGCAUAAGCUGCCGAUCCCUAUCAUCGCCAGUAUACCGCUGUUGAUGGUGUACUAUGCGGAGAGGGGCAAUACGAAUGUUGUCGUGCCACUACCGCUAAGGUUUAUCUUUGGGACUUUGUUGAACCUCGGCCCAUUAUACUACCUGUACAUGUCGAUGCUAUCAACAUUCUGUACCAACAGCAUCAACAUCCUCGCCGGAAUUAACGGCUCCGAAGCUAGCCAAGCGCUCAUCAUUGCUCUUUCGGUCAUCCUGAACGAUCUCCUAUAUCUGCCAUGGCCGUUUGGUUUCCACAUCCCGGUGCACCUACUAGGUAACAAGGCCGAAGUUGAAGUUGGAGGCGUAUGGAGUGCCGGCAUGGCAUACGGCAGCACAGAGCUUGUCGAGAGGCAUCUGUUCAGCUUGUACUUCAUGCUGCCGCUCGUCGGCGUGACCUGUGGAUUCUUGUACCACAACUGGUACCCCGCCCGCGCCUUCCCUGGGGACACAUUGUGCUACCUCGCCGGCAUGGCCUUCGCAGUAGUCGGCAUCCAAGCACACUUCUCAAAGACGCUCCUCCUCUUCUUCCUCCCGCAAAUAUUCAACUUCAUCCUAUCGUGCCCACAACUCUUCGGCCUCGUUCCUUGUCCACGCCAUCGUGUGCCGCGCUUCGACGCCGACGCCAACUUGCUGCAUCCGAGCAAAGCGCUAUUCCUCACCCCGCCGAAUGGACUUUCGACACUAGUGUUGAAGAUGUUGGCGGCGCUCAAAUUGACGGAGUUGACUGUUCAUCCGCAGACGGGGGCCAUUCUGGAGUGCAAGAACCUUACUAUCCUCAACUUCCUUCUCGUGCGCCUGGGCCCGAUGAACGAGAAGAGGCUCACGCAGACGCUCAUUACAGUCCAGAUUUCAGGAAGUGUUUUGGCGUUCGUCGUCCGCUACGGUCUGGCUGGAUUAGUUUACGACGGCGACCGGCGCUGA